CUUCGUGGUCGUUGUACAAGCAGCAAGGCAAUAUCAACAGCUGGCAGCGCACCGCAAGAGCCAGUACGCGCGUUCAUCUCGGAGCGACUCGAAACCAGACACAUCCUAGCACAUCCCGAAUCCGGACGGAAGUGAAGCUAACUAAGGUGGACGCAUCUCUCGCAAGGAAGCCGUACUGCUACUGCUGCUGCCUCGCGACUGGGGUGUUUGUGAGUUGGCUGAAGUUUCGGUGUUUAGAAGCGCGAUCAGUUUCCUAGUCCAUCGUCCUCAGUCGUGGCUGUCAUCGGCUUAACCACCGUUUGUGCGGUUUUAGUUUUGUGUAACGGCAAAGAACAAAAAGAAAUAAACGCUUAGUUUGCCGUUUUGUUGCUGCUGCUACUGUCCGUGUACUGUUGUGUGUGCCGUUCCGUGCCGUGCCGUGUCCCGCCGAUACUCGACUCGAGCUGUGCCGUCAUUUGCGCGCCAUCCUCCACAACAACACAACGCCACAUUUCGAUUGAAAACACGACAGGGAUGAAGUAUUUGCUGCUCUUCUUAGCGCUGGCAGCCUUUGUGGGCGUCCAAGCAGCGAGCCGUUUCCGUCAAGAGUUCCCCGGACCGUACUGUGCGGCGCGUAGGUACGAUCCCUGCUGCCGCGAUCGCCAGGAUGGCUGUUCACAACCAAUAUCCACAACGCUGUGCUACUGCGAUGAGUUCUGUCAACGAGGUGAGCAUGGCGAUUGUUGCCCCGAUUACGAGGAAGUGUGCGAAGGUAUCACGCCGGAACCGGAAAAUGCCACAUCGUGCGUACACAAGAACCACUACUUCACACCGUACCAUGACGUCGUGGUGGACAACUGCAAUACUUGUAAAUGUAACUACGACGGAUCAGUCACCUGUACGGAGGAUGUUUGCCUGGUAGAUGACGAUCUGCUGCGUCAGUUGCAACAUCUGGAACGGUCCGUCGGAUGGAAGGCAACUAACUAUACCGAAUGGUGGGGACGAAAGUAUGACCAAGCCAAGAAGCUUCGUCUUGGCACGUUCUAUCCGAAGGUUCCCGUCAAGGGUAUGAAGCGGAUCACUAACAAGGGAGGUUCGCUGCCAAGGCACUUUGAUGCAAGUGAGCACUGGACUGGACUCAUCGCUGAGGCUCGUGAUCAAGGAUGGUGUGGUUCGUCCUGGGCAUUCUCCACAGCAACGAUGGCUUCCGACCGUUUCGCGAUCCUGUCGAAGGGACGCGAAAUGAUUCAGCUUGCUCCACAGCAGAUGCUUGCCUGUGUGCGCCGUCAGCAUGGAUGUAACGGGGGCUACUUGGACGCCGCUUGGUACUACUUGCGUAAGAUAGGUGUUGUCGACGAAGAAUGCUACCCUUACAUUGCGGCUCAAAAUGUGUGCAAAAUCCAGCCGGGCGAUACAUUGAUCACGGCCAACUGCGAACUGCCGGCUAAGGUGAAUCGAACCGACAUGUACCGAAUGGGACCGGCGCUAAGUCUUAACAACGAAACCGAUAUCAUGACCGAGAUCAAGGAUCGUGGAACAGUGCAGGCCAUCAUGCGAGUGUAUCGCGAUUUCUUCUCGUACCGAAGUGGAAUCUACCGACACUCGGCCGCCGCCACUCCCGCCGACGAACGUUCCGCUUAUCAUUCAGUGCGUCUGAUCGGUUGGGGCGAGGAGCGCGUUGGCUAUGAAGUCGUGAAAUAUUGGAUUGCGAUCAACUCCUGGGGCCAAUGGUGGGGCGAGAAUGGACGCUUCCGCAUUCUGCGCGGAUCGAACGAGUGUGAAAUUGAGAGCUACGUCCUGGCCUCCAAUCCGUACGUACACGAGCACGUCCAGGCUAUACGCAAUGUGGGCGACCUGCAGGAGUUCUACGUCGGAACGGGCUACGUUCCGCAUCCCAGUCGCCGGUACCCGCCAUACGGACGUGGCUAAAAUGGCGUGACCCCAUUCGUCAGCUGGAUGCAAUGCACCGGUAACUGCCGUCAGCACAACUUCUAUCGUGAUCGUUUAUUCGUAUUUUGUCCUGCUCUCGAUGCACGAACGCUUAGCACAAACUUCUUCAUUUUCCAUAUUCUAGCUGUGAAGAUAUGCACAGUAUUAAAGGCGGAAGGGGCAUGCGAGAGUCGCCAUACCCGGUCACGAAAGCCAUAUAAAACAAGAAAUCGAAAUUACAAUUAGCGCCUAGAGACAGCCGGUCAUCGAGCGAGACACCGACACUUUACUUUUAUCAAAGCUUCGACAAAAUUAGUUCGUUUAAUUUAAACAAAACAAAAAAGCCAAAGCGCUUCUAUGAGGGAAAUCAAAAACGGGAGUGUGUAUAAGGGAGCUGUCCCACGAAAUCGACACAAAAAAAAAAAAACAAAAUGCUGCCAUUGCGCUCUGAAGCACUGUCUGUAACCUUAACCAAAACUGCUUUCGAUGGUGUUCAUAGCGUGCAAAAUUGGUGUACCGUUUGAAGAAAUCUUCCAAGUUCUCAGCAUCGCACGCACCGCCACGUGCAUUACUGUUGUUUCUCCCCGUUUCUGAACAAGUUGUAAAUGUUAGGAGAUAGUGAGCGUAACAUUGUUUUAUUCUUUAAGUCCACGAUUGGUUUGCCUUAAAACAAGAAAUAGCGUUAGGUACACGUGUGAAUGUAUGAUACUGCUGUACAGUUGUUUCCUUUCGAACAAAUAUUUCUAUCGAAACGAAGCGCACUAGUCCUGUUGAAGAGUGUUCUCCGUAUUCGGACGUCGUCGACGUUCGUCGUAGUCGUGUGUUGACCAUGUUUUAUGAAUCAAGCAGAUUUUCACCCAAGAAUCUAACACGCACCGUUUUGGACCAUUGCUGCAUUGUUUUCAUGUGUAAGGGAUUUGUGUGUACAUUGGUUAAGUUUUCCCAAUUUCAAUGGUGUCGAAACUGUGUAUACGAAAAAUACAUGUAAAGAUGCUGUUUAUACAAUAAAUUUGGAAAAGCUA
Messenger RNA from Anopheles stephensi (Asian malaria mosquito), 2930 nucleotides. RefSeq lists its product as uncharacterized. Gene Ontology annotation, biological process: proteolysis. The record is from RefSeq and is a predicted model, not a curated record. Lineage: Eukaryota; Metazoa; Arthropoda; Insecta; Diptera; Culicidae. Bases 514 to 1908 code for a protein of 464 amino acids. Gene Ontology annotation, molecular function: cysteine-type peptidase activity. Gene Ontology annotation, cellular component: lysosome. The transcript is spliced from 8 exons.